GGCGCUAACAUGCCGCAGUUCAUAGGAAACAAAGAAGGGGGAAUCAGCUAUAAAAGUUGAUCUUGAAUUUUAUUUUCAGUGGCAGAACUUGUGAGGACUAGACAUUGAUGUCUCCUGAAAAAUAUGGAAUUUUGGAUGACAAGAGAUUUUUAUUUUUCCUGUGCUGGUUCAGAAAAGGAUCUGGGAAGUAAGCCUCAUUCCAGCCGGUGACUUUAGAUAACUUCAUUUUAGUUUGAGAGGUGCUGGAGAAGCCGUGGACAUUCCCCGCUCCUAAACUCUGUUCCCAGAUUCUGGCUGGACAAGAAUCACUUUUCACCCCACCCUGGUUUGGAUUAAUGGAGUAUUUGUGGUUCAUGCUUCUAAUACCUUAACUGCUGUAUCCAAUGGGACGCUUUCAGUAACACUGGCUGUUGAGGAAAACUGGACAGGAAAGGUCUUUGGAAUGUAACAGAUUGGUUUUCUGGCCCUUGAAUCUGCUUUGGACUCACUCCAGUUAGUCCCUUAGCUUUCUUGAGGCGAGUUGCUCCGAAUUGGAUGUGGGACUUCAGCAGAAGCUUUAGCAGGAGCAGCUGGAGGCAGAGGAUGUCUCAGCUGGUCCCAGUGCUGUCAGAAAGAUGAACUUCCUCCUGAACUUCUCCUCCCCACUCUGAAUUGUCUCAAAUAUUCAGUCUGAUUUCCACGCAGUUUGUGCAAGAGACUGCCGAGGUGCAUGGAUGUUGAUUGUAUGGAUCACGAGGGCUGGAUUGGAGGCUCCCUAGAUGUUCUCAGCCAUAGCGAGAGGCAGACCCCUGGAUCUUGCAACAUAAGGUGUGGUUAUCAUAAGCUAAAAAAUAUGUCCAUUAGAGGCCUCAAGAAGAAACAACCAAGGACUUUUAAAGUCAAAAUCAUAACAGUGGAUGCUGAAAUGGAGUUCAAUUGUGAGAUGAAGUGGAAAGGAAAGGACUUGUUUGAUCUGGUGUGCCGAGCACUUGGUUUGAGGGAGACUUGGUUCUUUGGCUUGCAGUACACAAUAAAAGGAAUGUGCACCUGGCUAAAGAUGGACAAAAAGGUCUUAGAUCAAGAAAUCCCAAAAGAAGAUCCUGUUAGCUUUCAUUUUUUGGCUAAAUUCUACCCAGAGAAGGUAGAAGAGGAACUAUUACAGGAGAUUACCCAGCAUUUGUUCUUCCUUCAGGUUAAGAAGCAGAUACUGGAUGAAGAAAUUUAUUGCUCUCCAGAGGCAACAGUUUUACUGGCUUCUUAUGCUGUUCAGGCCAAGUAUGGUGACUACGAUCCGAAUUUUCAUGAGCCAGGCUUUCUAGCCCAUGAUGAACUUUUACCCAAACGGGUCCUCAGGCAGUAUCAGUUGACGGCAGAGAUGUGGGAAGAAAAGAUCACUGCUUGGUAUGCUGAGCACAGAGGUAUUGCCAGGGAUGAAGCUGAAAUGAACUACCUGAAAAUUGCCCAGGACUUGGAAAUGUAUGGUGUCAAUUACUUUCCCAUUGCUCAAAAUAAAAAUCAUACGGAUCUCCUACUUGGAGUUGAUGCUAAAGGUAUUCAUAUCUACAGUAUUAAUAACAGAUUCUCUCCGAAUAAGUCAUUUGAGUGGAGUGCUAUCAGAAAUAUUUCCUAUAGUGAGAAAGAGUUAACUAUUAAACCUCUUGACAAAAAAGCAGAAGUCUUCAAGUUCUUUUCCUCCCAGCUCAAAGUAAACAAAUUGAUUUUGCAGUUGUGUAUUGGAAACCAUGACCUGUUUAUGAGAAGAAGAAAAGUGGACUCAAUAGAGAUACAGCAAAUGAAAGCACAAGCCAGGGAGGAAAAAGCUAGAAAAAAGAUGGAGAAUCAAAGGCUGGCCAGGGAGAAGCAGCUCCGAGAAGAAGCUGAGCGAGCCAAGGAAGAGCUGGAAAGGCGUCUCUUCCAGCUGGAAGAUGAAGCCAGGCAGGCCAAUGAGGCCCUGCUACGAUCCCAGGAAGCAGCAGAGUUACUGGCUGAGAAAGCUCAGAUUGCAGAAGAGGAAGCCAAAUUGCUGGCCCAGAAUGCAGCAGAAGCUGAGCAGGAGCGACAGAGGCUGGAGAUUACAGCUCUGAAGACCAAGGAAGAGAAACGCCUGAUGGAGCAAAAGAUGAGGGAGGCAGAGAUGAUAGCGGUGAAGCUGGUGAAGGAAUCAGAUCGGAGAGCAAAGGAAGCAGAGCAUCUCAAACAAGACCUGCAUGAAGCCAGAGAGGCUGAACGGAAAGCAAAGCAGAAACUCUUAGACAUAACCAGGCUCAAUUAUCCUCACACGGUCAAGUACCCACAGUACUCACCAACUGACACCAGAGAUGCCAACUUUGACAAAGGGUCUGUAAAGCUGGAUUUGAAAGACAUCGACCUCAAGAGACUCUCCUUUGAGAUCGAGAGGGAAAGGUUAGAUUACAUAGAAAAGAGCAAAAAAUUUGAAGAUCGAUUGAAAGAACUGAAGUCUGAAAUUUAUGCGUUGAAAUUAGAAGAAAAACAGUCUGGGCUUUACUGUCAUUGGAAUGAAGUGCUGGGGUCCUUGGAUCGCUCCUUAGGAAAUACCUCAUCAUGGAUGAAAACCUUUGAAACGAGGGAUUCAUUGGAUAUAAAUCUUCAAAGACCUUUCCCUGCUUACUCAUUAAAUACCACAAGCAGCUGGCCUUGUACCAACAAAACUCAACACACACUGCCAGUGGAAAAGUCAUCUUUUCAAGCAAAUUCCAGUGUGGGCACAGGGACCAGAAAACAGAUUAUAAAGGUUCAGCAGCAUGACUCGGAUGUGAUCUACAUUUGAAACCUCUCGCUUCCUUACCAGACUGGUAGAACCUGGUGACAAUCUGCUUGGCUGCUGCAAAAUGCACCUGCCUAGGACGUUUGCACAGCUCCGUGCUGACAGGCGUUCGUGUAAGAGCCUGUGGUUCUGUAGUUAGUGUGGUGCCAUUCAGCUUCCAAAGAGGCAGCAUAAGCUGAAAGCACUAAAACUGCCAGGGUAAAAUGGGUUGUGUCUUUGGGUAUAAUGGUGGAAAGGACAAUCUGGAGGAGCGUUGUGUUUACUACUUAUGCACUUUUGAAGAAAUGCUUUGUACUUCACUAAACUCUCUUCCCCCAAGUGACUGUAUGGGGUGACUAUCCGUAUCCUACUGUACUUGUGUAGAAAAGAGGUUGGGAAACUAGUGUCCAGGGGAAGAUAUUUGGGAUGAGGAAAAGCAUACAUGAGCCUCGGUGUUUAUCCACACAAUAGGUAUGUUCAGUUUUCAGUUCUGUCCAUGGGACAUGACUCUUAGAGCUGUUGAGCAUUUUAGUGUUUGCCUGCCAAAUAUUUUCCUUUUCCUUCCCAAAUGUUUUUCUAUUCACGUAAUUGAUUUGCAUUUCUCCAAGAGAAAUCUCAGCAUGUAUUUCCAGACAUAGAAGUGGAUGACUUCAAAUGCCUCUUGUAUUCCUCGGGGAAUCCUUCGUUUGGAAUGCAAAGCUGCUGUUUCUACAAUUUUUGUCUAUAUCAAACACUUUCUGUUGUAUAUCUGUAUCCAGCCAACUUUGCAUAUGUAACUUUCGCCAUUUCUGGUGGUGCAGCUCCCAAAUUAGACAAAAGAUGCUAUUGGUAUCUGCUACAGUUCAGCUUGUUUCCAGUA
Molecule: messenger RNA, 3602 nt
Organism: Nothoprocta perdicaria
Lineage: Eukaryota; Metazoa; Chordata; Aves; Tinamiformes; Tinamidae
Product: merlin-like
Exons: 22
Coding region: 710-2767 (685 amino acids)
Biological process (GO): regulation of cell shape; regulation of gliogenesis; positive regulation of protein localization to early endosome
Cellular component (GO): cytoskeleton; plasma membrane; apical part of cell
Molecular function (GO): cell adhesion molecule binding; actin binding
Source: RefSeq, a predicted model, not a curated record